Molecule: messenger RNA, 1809 nt
Organism: Penicillium argentinense
Lineage: Eukaryota; Fungi; Ascomycota; Eurotiomycetes; Eurotiales; Aspergillaceae
Product: putative DNA-directed RNA polymerase III RPC4
Exons: 1
Coding region: 1-1809 (602 amino acids)
Biological process (GO): transcription by RNA polymerase III
Cellular component (GO): RNA polymerase III complex
Molecular function (GO): DNA binding
Source: RefSeq, a predicted model, not a curated record
AUGCCUCCCAAGUCCAGCGUCCGGCGAGCACCCGCUCGACGAACCGAGCAAGCUGAAGGCAGCGCCUCGGUCUCUACACCCCAGAAUGCACCCGCAGAAGGUUCGCGCGCGACCCCGGGGCAGAGCGCGACCCCCGGUCCGGCCGGUCGACAGCCUGUGCAACGACUACAAUCUCUGAAGAAGCGCGAAUCAUCCGGAAGCAUUGCCCCCACGGGACGCCCCGCCUCCAACAUUCCCGGCGAGCCUACGAAACCGGUCCUCAAAUAUCAGCCAAAAAAGGGCGUCCAGCGUCGCAGCAAAGAGGAGCGAGAUGCUAUCUCGAAGCUCGAGCAGGAACGGAAUAAUGAGCGAUUGCGGGAGGCUGCUGCCAUCCAGCGUGGUCGUGGUGGUGGACGUGGCCGUGGUGCUUUCCGUGGCCGCGGCGGACCUACCGGUGGCAGUUUCGGAGGUCCUUUGGGUGGUGCCCGGAGAGGUCGUGGCGGUGGCAGCACAUUUGGUCCGCGGUCAUUCGAUCGAUCUCAAACCCGCUCCGUAUUUAGCGCUGGCGGUAGCCGGCCUCCUAUGGACUACGACUCGGACGAUGAUGAGGAUAGUGGGAUUCGGAUCAGCAUUGACCAAAUCGGUCUUUCUGACUCGGAUGAAGAUCUGCCUGAUGACGGCAAGGGCAAGGGCAAGCUUCCUGCCCGUCAAGACCCGGACCUCAAGGGAUUGAAGCCCGUUCGUGUGCAUCGCAUCGAACAUGAGGACCGUGUGGUCUCUGUGAAUAUGGAAUCCAGUACAGCUAGGACGGAUGAAUUGCGCAAGAAGGCCGAGCAGGAAGCCAAGAUUGCACAGGGACAAGAGAUCACUCCGGAGCAACAGGAUGAGCCUCGUGUCAAGGACGAGCCUGUGGAUGACGAUGAUACCCCAAUGGCAGAUGUGGCACCGGUGGAGGACGAUGGUCUCCUGCCCAAGCAAAGGAUGCGCGUGCGCCGGAAGACCUCAGAUCCUCAAUCGUCCCCCACGAAACCCAAAGCGAAGGCGCCGGAGCCACAGAAGGUCAAGCGCGACCCACGAGAGCUCCUUCGCACCAAGGAGGAGAUUGAUGAAUAUGAUCGCCAUAUGGAGGACCUGGCUCAUGUGCGAGAGCUUUUCCGCGAAGAGGAGGAAGAUACGAGUCCGGAGACCCAAUCGGCUGAGCGACAGACCGUCGAGUCUACCACCGAGGGCGAAGCCGACGGUUCUUCUACGGAGAAAGAGGGUGGGGAGAGACAAGGCGACAAUGAUCAAAUGGAGACGGACGAGCAGAAUGAGUCCAAGGAGGACAAGACAGCCAAGAACCUUCUGGGCCAGCUGUUCUUGAUGCAAUUCCCCCCGAUGACGCCCAACCUUUCUAUUCCUGGCUCCGAGCCGAACAAUUCUGCGCCUACCGACUCUACACCUGCGGCCGCCACCAACCAAAAUGAGAAUGGGAGCGAGGUGAAGCCCGAAGGCGGGGAUAUCGAAGUCACGGAUGUCGACGCGAUGCCUCCCACCGAGACCCCGAAGGUCAUCACAGCCACGACAGACUGGUCCUUGCCUGCGGGCAAAGUGGGCAAGCUGAACGUUCACAAGUCCGGUCGCAUUACGAUGGACUGGGGUGGCAUCAGCUUCGAGCUUGACCGGGCUGCGAUGGUGGAUUUUGUGCAAGAGGCGCUAAUCGUGUCUUCUUCCAACGAUGAUCCCGACGUGAAGCCCGAGGAAGCAGCGGAUGAGGACAACCGGGUGUGGUCGAUGGGCCAACUCUGUGGCAAGUUUACAGUGAUGCCGAAUUGGGACGACAUGCUGUGA